CCCGUAACCGACAUUGCCUACAACCACAGGAGGCAGUAGGAAACGGCCUUUGAAGUACACUUCGGAAUGGAACGCAGCCAAAGAUUUCUAAUCGCGUUUGCGAGCUGAGGAAAUGUCCCUCGCUGAGACCCGUAGUAAGAGCGUCCUUAGCACCGGAAGUGCAGUGAUGGUGUUGUUACUGUUAGCAACCAGCAGCUAUUAGAGUAUGUGAGUCUGCGCUGCGAGGAAAGGAGAGUGUAUUUCAUUAUUUGUCAUGUUGUGUGCUUCAUUAUUGUUGUAAAAAUGACCUCAAAUAACCCCUCCGUGUUCCUUCUGAUGGUUAACGGACAGAUCGAGACAGCUAAUUUUCCUGAGUAUGAUGACUUGUAUUGCAAGUAUUGUUUCGUAUAUGGACACGACUGGGCUCCAACAACAGGACUCGAGGAAGGAAUAUCUCAGAUAACAUCGAAAGGAAGAGAUUCCUCUCAGAACCUGGUGUGGAACUUCCCCCUGGACAUUACUUUCAAAAGCACCAAUCCGUUCGGCUGGCCUAAGGUCGUGGUGAGUGUGUACGGGCCAGACACAUUUGGGAAUGACGUGGUCCGGGGUUACGGAGCCGUGCAUGUCCCCUUCACCCCGGGGAACCACACGAGGACAAUCCCGAUGUUUGUUCCCGAGUCGACAUCAAGGCUGCAGAGAUUCACAAGCUGGCUGAUGGGCCGACGUCCUGAGUUCACAGACCCUAAAGUCAUCGCUCAGGGCGAGGGAAGAGAAGUAACCAGGGUGCGCUCUCAAGGCUUCGUGACCAUCCGUUUCAACAUCGUUACCAAGGACAUGAAGAAAUUGGGGUAUGAUGUCACUCCUACAGAGCAAACGCCAGUCGCUCACCUGGAAGGAACCUGACGAUACAACAACUUAAACCCCGUUUUAUAAACGUACAGCACAACAGUUUAACACACAACAGCUUUUAUUAUAAGCAUUACGUCGACUUAAAUCUUUAAAAUCUUCAAGCUGACUUUUUGUACAUCCUGUUACUUUUAUAUAUUUGUAAUAAAUAAAUAAAUCUUCA
Molecule: messenger RNA, 1048 nt
Organism: Clarias gariepinus (North African catfish)
Lineage: Eukaryota; Metazoa; Chordata; Actinopteri; Siluriformes; Clariidae
Gene: b9d1
Product: B9 protein domain 1
Exons: 7
Coding region: 283-882 (199 amino acids)
Biological process (GO): cilium assembly
Cellular component (GO): MKS complex
Source: RefSeq, a predicted model, not a curated record